CCUGUCUGUCGACUCUUCAUUCUUCUUUUUUUUUUAACUUCAACCAGGUCUCUGCUGACCACCCACGCUCCCUACGACGUUAUUGCGAAUUGUACUUCUUACGCUCUUUAUUCUCUUAUUUUCGUCUUCUCCCUUGUCGAGCCCCUUCUAUGGCCAUUCCUGCCGCAAAUCUUCGAUAUUCUCACUAGACCCUUUCUCCCUUUACUUGAGAGAUUUGCAUUCCACUCAUUCGGCGUCAUUCAUUUCCUCGUGUAUAUUGCACAUUUCGGUGCAAAUUUGUUUUCGCUGCUGUUCGAACCGUGUGUGCUGGUAACUCUCGGUCGACGCCUUUUCACACUUUCUGCUGCCUUCUCUGCUGCUUUCCACUGUAGCACUUCCUCCUUAGCUCUGCGACGUUAUAUGCGCCAGAGAGAAAGAGAGAGAGAGACGUCUAUUAGCUUCGGCCUGUCUUUCUCUCUAAUUAGUUUAUUCUCGACGACUACUCUGAACCUCCAUCUCAUCCCUUCUCCUCUCCGAGCGUGAGAGCGGCCACCUUUCGAAAUGCGAUCCCUCUUUCCGGUGGUGCUCGGUGCACUGGGCUUGAUCUUUGUCGACGGUGUUGUUGCCCAAGAUCCUCCCGCUUGUGUGCCGACUUGCGCGAAUCAAGUGAGAAAUCAAUUCACACAAUUCUCCUGCACCAGUGCAGAUGACGCUGCCUGUUUGUGCGCAAAUGCCAAUUUUGGAUUCGGCGUGCGAGACUGUGGUCAGACUGGCUGUGGUGCUACCGACGUCCAAAUUCAGUCUUUUCUAGCUGGGUCGUUUUGUCAGGGCCAACAACUAGCAUUCUCUGCUACCGGCGCUUCAGCUCCUCCAACUUCGGGCGUAUCAUCAACUCCAGCUGCAACAGCACCAACAGAUGCCACGACUCCAGCACCAACAGCUCCAGCCUCCAGCACUUCAAUCCCGGCUUCAUCGAUUCCCCCGGCUUCAUCGAUUCCCCCGACUUCAGUGCAGCCCACAGGCCCGCCAACAACAGCACCACCAGCCUCGACAGGGGCUCCGACUUCCUCUCCGCCAACAUCAACUGCUCCUCCUCCAACUACCUCCGGCGUACAUUCGGGAACGUUUCCAUUUUCCAAUUCGACUUCAUCUGCUGCCCCUUCUACCACUGUCCCUGCUACUUCUGCCUCCUCUACUCCCACUUCUAGCGAGACGGCCGCAGCAACUCCUGCUGGUGGCUCGGGAUUAUCUCAGGGUGCAGCCAUUGGUAUCGGAGUCGGAGUUGCGGGUGGCGUAGUUGCAAUUGCCUUUGCCGCUGUCUUCAUGUUCCUCAGAAACCGCAAUAGGCCCAGUGCCUCUUUUGAUAUAUCGCAACCCCCUUCCAAUUCGGGAUCUGGACAAGGCGCUUUCGAAAAGUACUCGAAUGACAUCGAAAUGAUGUCCAACCGGUACGAAGAUAUGGUGCCUCGGCAACAGCCAAAAGUUAUGGUGUAAUUGCGUGUCGUUGUCUGCUGUAGUCUUCAGAGCAGCUAGCUAUCUGCACUCUGGUAGUGGGACUAGCUCAUAAUUGAAGACCAAUUUUCGUCCACGUUCCAUUUGUUUCAACUGCAUGGGUUAUGUCGCAGGGCUAUAAUUGAAGACUUAAUCAAGGCGGUUGUCGGAGACUAGACGAUUUAUUCCAGAGAGGGUAUCUGUUUAAUGUGUUAUCCGACAUCCACUAUCCGAAAAAGAAGAAGAGGAAGAAGAGGAAGAUACACCGGUUGAGGGUAACGUCAAGCUAAAGCUCGAUUUAUACAUUUAUAAAUUUUAGCGACGCGGGAACCAUGUCUGAUAAAAGUCUAUCCAGUCACCCGACUGUUUGUUUUUUUUCCUUUCGUUGUACAUAUAUUGAUACAGAUACAUGCUCAUUGUC
Molecule: messenger RNA, 1891 nt
Organism: Trichoderma atroviride IMI 206040
Lineage: Eukaryota; Fungi; Ascomycota; Sordariomycetes; Hypocreales; Hypocreaceae
Source: RefSeq, a predicted model, not a curated record